Messenger RNA from Penicillium chermesinum, 471 nucleotides. RefSeq lists its product as uncharacterized. The coding region runs from base 1 to 471 and encodes 156 amino acids. The transcript is spliced from 2 exons. The record is from RefSeq and is a predicted model, not a curated record. Lineage: Eukaryota; Fungi; Ascomycota; Eurotiomycetes; Eurotiales; Aspergillaceae.
AUGCCCGCUUUCUCGCCAGGAAAGUCACAGUCAUCCAGUGCAACCGCUGCUGGAAAUGGCACAACCCCCGGUCGUGUGCACGACCCCCAAAAUGCCGUCUCUGCGGCUCGUCUGAACACACGGAAGAAGGGCAUACCAACAACUGCUCUACCCCAGGCCUUCAUUGCUGCCCUCCAAGAUGUUUCCACUGCCACGGACCCCAUCCAGCGGACUUCCCUGAGUGCCUACUUCGCCCUAGAGCGGGCUCGAACAGACCAAGGCUGCUCCUCAGAGCGCCCUACGGACACACAAGAGCAAACUAUGGCCAUAGACACACCCCACACGCAAAUCCAGGUCGUCUCCCCUUUUCGACCGACCACUCCUCCACCUCAGGAGCCACCAAAAGAACCCCCGGCCACAGCCGGCACAGUGCGGUUUGCAACCCCUAAACCACAAAACCGGUUCAACUCACUUCUCGAAGAACAACUAUGA